This is a messenger RNA of Pocillopora damicornis (cauliflower coral), 2304 nucleotides long. RefSeq lists its product as uncharacterized. The record is from RefSeq and is a predicted model, not a curated record. Gene Ontology annotation, biological process: protein deubiquitination. Lineage: Eukaryota; Metazoa; Cnidaria; Anthozoa; Scleractinia; Pocilloporidae. Gene Ontology annotation, molecular function: cysteine-type deubiquitinase activity.
CUCAUGACGUCAUACCAUGAAAAACACUUCACGCAAAGAUGGCGACGGGUCUGUGUUAUAAGUUAAGAUUUUAGCUUUUUAUAGCAUUUACGACGGCUUUGAGAGCCCGGAAAGAUAUUUUAAGAAUGUAAGAGGCUUCAUAGGUGCCAGGCAAAGACGUGAUUGUGCUGGAGAAUGUGACAAUCUUGGGAAUAAUUCUUUGUUUUUCACGAGACGUUAGAAUUAUCAAGCGAAAGUUUCCACUGAGAGCUUCCAUCAACAUUAGAUUGUCGUCAAGAGGAUGCGUAGCAUCUAUGCUUGAAAGAACGCAUGUCAAAGAAGAUUAGUGGAAAUAAAAUCGGCUGGUCAAGUUAAUUGGAAAAAAUGGACCGGCAAGAGCGACUAGAAAGGACAGCGUCUAUGGCCAACAACAAGGGAUUGCUGAAUAACCCUGGUGAAAAUAAUUGUUUUCUGAACUCGGCAGUUCAGGUUCUCUGGCACCUGGAUGUGUUCAGAAGAAGUUUUAGAGAGAUUAAAGGCCAUUACUGUAUGGGAGAGUCAUGUAUAUUCUGUGCACUGGACUUGAUAUUCAAACAAUUCCAGUACAGCAGUAAUGAUGCCUUGCCACCAGAUGGACUGCGAGUUGCUUUAGCUGCUGCAUUUAAGAACCAGCAUAGAUUUCAGCUGGGAGACAUGGAUGAUGCUGCAGAGUGCUUUGAAAACAUCCUCAGUCAUAUGCAUACCCUUGUGACAAAGAAUGAGUACGAUGAUGCUUGUAAUGCUAAACAUUGUAUAUCACACCAAAAAUUUGCCAUGCAGGUUAUUGAGCAGGUAAUAAUCACGGAUUUCGUAUAUUUUGAAUUUGUCUCUAUUGUGUCAUUGGUAAUUCUAAUCAAAUUUUUUCUGUUAUUUCAGAGUCCAGACUGUAAUGAGAAAGUCCAAGUUCAGCGGUUGUUAUUAAAUUGUCCUGAUAUUGUAAGCGUUGGUCUUAUCUGGGACUCUGAGUGUCCUGAUGCAGAACAUAUUGCUGAUGUUUUACAAUGCAUUGGAACAACUCUGAAGCUUUCUGAUUUGUAUCAUCAAGUGUAUGAUGAAAAAGCCAAGGAUGCCUGUCUGCAGCUGGUUGGUAUAGUGACAUACUAUGGCAAACACUACUCAACAUUCUUUUUUCAUAGCAAGCUGAGAACAUGGAUUUAUUUUGAUGAUGCCAGAGUCAAAGAGAUUGGUUCUGAUUGGUUGGUUAUGAUGGAGAAAUGCCGCCUAUGUCACUAUCAGCCUCUUCUGCUGCUCUAUGCCAACCCCAUUGGUACACCAGUAAAUGCUGAUUCAGCACCAAAGGAGCGAAUUCUCAUCAAUGGUGCAGUUCACGAGAAGGGAACUGAAGGGAAGCAGUCAGUGAAAGGUCUUAAUACAGAAAGAGGGACAGCUGAUGGUGUAAGCGACUGCGAAAAGAGCCCUGUUAUGUCCAAAAAAUCCAAAUCACGUAACAAACCAAAACUAGAUAAGAAAUCACUGUUCAGAUCAAAGAAGAGCCUUUCCUCCGGAGACUUGUCCAUUCCUAAAAAGGAGCUCACGCGGUCACCAAGCAACGCGUCAGACAGCACAACUAGUAGUCCUGGAAAGGAGAGGCACAGGCCGAGCUUCAAACGAAUAGGAACAGCAAUCAUGAGCGCAAUGAACCCUGCUCUAGCUGUGUCUCACUUAAAGCAGAACAAGAAAAAAGGGUCUUCAAAGUCCCGACGUUCGUCAACUGGCUCGAGUGAGUCUAGCGGCGACCCUGAUCUUAUAGAUUUGAGUCCCAAGAAUGAGGAGGCGAAAAUGGAGAUCCUGAAACUUUAUGAACAAUCUAAAGUAUUGCACUCUGCCCAGGCCAGAGCAAUGAAUAACGACAGUGGGAUUAGUUCUACACCUUCCUCAGCAGGGGGGUCCGUCAGCUCUACGGAUACUAACCAUGGGGGUAGUGACGAAGAUCUCAUCGAUUUUAACCAAUCAUGGCGACGCUCUCAGUAUGAUAACUGGCCCCCGCCUCCAGCUUAUACGGCUGAUCGUAUUGAAAAACUUAUUAAAGAGGGACAGCUGUACCUUCAGUUAUCGCAGGAGUGGGAGGAUCAAAAGGAUCUCGUCAAAGCUUUUGAUUAUUGCACCCAUGCAGCUACUAUGUUUAGAACGGUCACCGAGGAUAAUAGUGUGGACCUAAACAGAAAGAACUACGCUCAAAUGAAGCGCAAUGUUUGCCACGCACGGGCCAAAAAUUUGAACCACGUAUUGCAAUCCAGUCAGACAACAGACAAUGGAACUGCUUCUGUCAGGUAUUCAAGGACCUAG